Messenger RNA from Paramormyrops kingsleyae, 2587 nucleotides. RefSeq names its product chromosome 6 C21orf91 homolog (gene c6h21orf91). The record is from RefSeq and is a predicted model, not a curated record. NCBI's taxonomy places the organism in Eukaryota, Metazoa, Chordata, Actinopteri, Osteoglossiformes, Mormyridae.
GGCGCGUUGCGUUAGCUUAGCUCAGCAACGACGGUCCUUCUGCUCGCGGCUAAAGCUCGCGAGCUGGGACUACCCAUAACGGCAGACUUCAAGCUCUGUGGUCGCUAAAUUAGGUUGCCCUCGCCUUAUAGAAGGUAAAUUAGUUAUUUUACAUUUUUUGUCCGUUUUAUAACCACAUAUUGGGGCUUCCUGCCUGACUCGCUGCGGUUCGGCCACUCGGUCCAGCUACUGAGAAACAUCCACAGAUGGAAGAAGUUGGAAAACCAGCGAAUUUCCAGACAUACACCAUGAAUGAAGGGGAGCAGUUUGUGAACAUUGACCUGAACGAUGACCUUAUCUGCAGCGUCUGCAAGCUGGAGACGGACACAGGGACACUGUCCUUCUGCCACAUUUGUUUUGAGUUGAGCAUUGAAGGUGUGACCAGCUCUGCCCUUUUACACUCCAAGUCCCUGCGUGGUCACAGAGACUGCUUCGAGAAGUACCAUCUCAUCGCCAACCAGAAGUUGUCCCGGACCAAAGUAUCCCGCAGCACUUAUGAGGGUGUGAAGAAUGUUCUGAGCCAAAAGAUAAGCCGUAUUAUCCAAUAUGCUCAGAACAAGGAUGGUUCGGCAGAUGCAAGCCGCCGUGGGGUCAAGCACCAGCUCCUUUGCUGCAGCCAGCAGGGUGACCGCAAGCUGGUGCCCCGGACAAGCUCACAUGUACCCCGCUAUGCCCCCCGCUGGGAGGAGGGAGCAGCCUCAGGGGUCCCGGACCACUCCCAGGGCAUUCUCAGAUGUCACUCUGCGAAACAGCUGGGACUGAGUGUCCUGGAAGAUGAAGGCGCCCCGUUCCAUCCCGGGGCUGGCCUGUGGCCAAUGGGCAAGAAUGGUGUACAUCGGGCUCAGCAACAGGGCAGCGAGCCAGCUGGGGUUCGACAACGCAAGCCUCAGGGCCAUAGCCAGGAAGAGUUGAACAGAAUGAGUGUUGAUGAGCUCUGUCAGCUGAAGGGACAGCUGCGACUGCAACUUCAAAAGGUGUUUGAGGAACUGACGACGGCCGUCCAGGAGAAGGACUCCUUGACCUCAGAGCUGCAUGUCCGUCACAUUGCAAUUGAGCAACUCUUCAAGAACUGCGGCAAGCUCCCCUGGCUGCAGGUUGGCAGGGCAGGGGUCAAGGCGAGCAACACGCCAACGGAGUGACCGCUUGGCUUGGGACGUUGUCUCACCCCAUCCACCUCAUUGGCUUCUGAACCACCUGACUGGACUGCUCCAGCCACUUUUUUAACCCAAGAAAAAUAUCUGGUUCUGUUUCAAAGUAUUAUUUUAUUACAUUUGGAUAGAUAAGGUUUAUAGGGGUGUGUGUGUGGUGUGCGCGCGUGCGUGCAGGCAUGUAAGGUUACCAUGUAUGGGUGAAAUCAUGAUUCGGGUAAACCAGGUGAUCUGUGAGGCAAGCAGAGACUAGGGCUGAAUGUAUAACCUUCAGCAUUGAUCUGAGAUGUCCGCAGAGAACAUGCUUCAUCUAUGCAGAAACAAGAAUGAAUUCUGUGGUUCUCAUUUAAGAGCACACCUAUUUGUGCUUUUUUAAAAUAUGCUUUAAAUGUACACCGAAACAGGAAGUACAUGUUUAAUAUUAAUUUGCCGUUUUUAGUCUGUUUUAUGUUAUAACCAUUACAUUUUUGUCCAGAUUCACACUUGAUGGUAUUUAUUCUGACGUUUUCUAUUUAUUGCGCUAGCAGUGUGGCUCUGAUGCAACAUCUGUCUUGUGGUCAGAUCUUUUUAGCACCUCUGAGAUUUCUGUUCUGGUAACAGUACAGUGCUUUCACCAAGCACAUCAGCAGUGGUUUAUGGUAUUUGGUCCCCUGAACUGGGUUUACAGUUUGGCUUUUGGAUGUGGUUUUGCAUCUCUUGGCUUAUCGUUUCCGCCCGGUUGACACUUUCCUUGUUGCUGUGGUAACUUGCAGUAGGGAGGUGUAUCAGUGCAAUGGAAGUUCUUAAUUGGAGCUGAGGGAACCAUGCCAACAAUGCCAUCUUUUGAUGGAAUAAAAAGUGGCUUCGUUUUCACGUAGCCAGUGUGAAAAUGCACAGUGAAAUUUCAUAGGCUGUUUAAAAAUGUCAUCCCCAUGUUGUACGCCAGUGAGGUUUGUAAGAUUUUGAGUCUAUUUGAAAUGCAUACCACUAUAGACUAUAUAUCAUUUUAAAUUUAUUGUAGUUGGUUUUUAUUCUGCUGUCAUUCUGAUCAGAUGUGCAGCUACAUGUCAUUGGCACACAGAUUCUACUGUCUUGACUUGGUUCAUGCUCAUCAAAAGGUGUUUUCUGUUUGAACUUUGUUGUCCGUUUUAGUUGCAUUAUCAUAGUACAGAUGUGAUAAGUAAUUGAGGUGUUAGGUUUAGCUGAUGUUUUUAGUUCAUUGAUGUUUUUAUGAUUAUGCAUUUCAAAUAGGAAGCAUAGCUCCUCCUGCUCUUUGGUUUUUGGUAUGACAAUCUUUUUGUGCUUUUGAGUGAAACAUAAAGUGUGCCUGCCCCCUGCUGGCCAUUCAAGGUGUAUACGACCCAAAUACAUAUACAGUGGUACCUCAGUUCUCGAACUCAUUAGAACUCAAAUUUCUUAAG